Messenger RNA from Macrosiphum euphorbiae (potato aphid), 426 nucleotides. Lineage: Eukaryota; Metazoa; Arthropoda; Insecta; Hemiptera; Aphididae. The record is from the annotation of a GenBank genome assembly.
AUGACCUUUACUGUGUUGAUGACCAGAAAUGUUCAAAAAUGUUUCAAAUUUAUAACGGGUCCACAGAUAAUCAAACAAAUGUCAACAAAAUUGGCCGAAGAAGACAUAAAAGUAACUGAUGAUUGUGUAAAACGUCUUGAAGCUAUUUGUGACAAAGAUGAAUUCCUCCGUCUAUGUGUUGAAAGCGGUGGCUGUUCUGGAUAUCAAUACAAGUUUGAAUUAGAUAGAACUAUUGCAAACGAUGAUUGUGUAUUAGAGAAGCAAGGUAUUAAGAUAGUGGUGGAUACAACUUCCUUAAAUUAUAUCAGAGGAUCGACAAUUGACUAUGAACAACAGUUAAUCAGAGCUGCUUUUAGAUUAAUAAAAAAUCCAAAAGCAGAGGAUGGAUGUUCUUGUGGCGCGUCAUUUUCAAUAAAAAUAGACUGA